AUGACGCUCAUUGACCCUUGUGUUGACUGCGCCGACGCGCUGGAGAGCCCUAACCACCAUCUCGGCAUGCUUGUCUCGAUGGAAGACGGGUUUCGGACAGAUGACACAGUAAUUCAGAUUGCCUUCGUCAUGAAAUACAGCACCACCUCCAGAUCUCCGCCGCACAAAGGGUGCGUUGUUCGUAGAUCCAUCCGCAAUGCUCUGGGGCCCACGAUCCAGCUCUCGAAGAUUGAUUUCGAGCCAUGGGUUCUGAUUCCGGCCGAUGACGACGCAAGGUCGAUUUAUGUACAAGAAAAGUAUACUCGAAUCCUGAGGGGAGUGCUCGAGUAA
Messenger RNA from Histoplasma mississippiense, 330 nucleotides. RefSeq lists its product with no specific name. The record is from RefSeq and is a predicted model, not a curated record. The coding region runs from base 1 to 330 and encodes 109 amino acids. The transcript has a single exon. Lineage: Eukaryota; Fungi; Ascomycota; Eurotiomycetes; Onygenales; Ajellomycetaceae.